AUGAGAAAGAGAACUAAAUGUUAGUUUAUAGAAUAAGAAGCUUCAGAAGGUUAUAGUAGUGAAGAUGAGGAUAAUGAGAAAUUUGAAAUUAAUAAAAAGGAAGCUGAAAGAUAAUUAAAGGAAAUGUAAGAUAGAAGAGCAAAGGCAAAUGAGAGACUGAAUAAAAGACUUUAAGAAUUAUUAGAAGAAGAUGAUAUAGAUGAAACUGUUAAUGAGAGUGAUGAAAGUUAAAAUGAAGAUGAUGAUAAUUAUUAUGAUGAUAAAGAUGAUAUAUCAUUGAAAGGAGGGCCAAAAUUUAAUGAUCCAAAAAUAUGGAGAUUCAAAUGUGGAAGAUCAAUAUUUGAAAUAUAAAGAAUACUUGAGAUAUCAAAUUAAUUACCAAAAAAUAGUCCAAUUGUAUCUAUUUUUUAUACUCCAAAUGUUAAAGGGAAUAUAUUUUUUGAAUCAUACUUUGAAAAUGAUGUAAAAGAAUUUAUGAGAUCAAUUAUGUAUGGUUAACCUAUUUAUGUUCAACCAGAAGAUUGUGAUAGUUUAUUAGAGAUGAAGAAAAAUAAUAAUAUUUAAGUAGGUUAAUGGGUAAGAUUUAAAAAUCAUAAAAAUUAUGGAAAAGAUUUAGGAAAAGUAUUGAAAAUAAAUUUGAUAUAAAACUAUGCAAUAAUAAAAGUAAUAAAAAGAAACAAAUAAGGAUAAAAAGAACCAAUUACAUGGUAAAGAACUAGAUAAUAAACAAGUGAGAUAGUAAUUAAUAAUGAAUCUGAAUUUAUUUAUUCUGAUAUAGAGAAGGAAUAUAAAUGUGCAAAGAUUGAUGGAUUUAAAUUAUUAAGAUGUUCAUUAAAAAACAUUGAACAUAAUAUUACAAUAACUGAUGAAGAGUUACAAAUGUUUUUUCCUGAUGUUGUGGAUAGAAAGAUUCUUGUUUAAUAAGCAAAAAGAGAAAUACUUAGAAGAGUAGAUGUUUAAUUUAAAGAAGGAUAAAAAGUUAGAUUGAUAGGAGAAGAUGAUCUUAAUUAAGGUCCUAAAUUUAAAAUAGUUAAAAUUUUUGAUGAUCAAAUGAUAGAAUUAAUGUGUAAAAAAGAUAAUCGAGAAUACACAUAUUUAGUUCAUGCUUCUGAAAUUAGAUUAGCAUUUAAAUUAUAUUAGGAAGUUAAAGUUAUUGAUGGGCCCCAUAAAGGAGAUGUAGGAGUUAUUAUUUGUAUUAAAUAAGGUUAUGUUGAACUUUCAACUUAACAUGGUACAUUUAAAGUACCACAUAGUGUUCUUUAAUUUGGACAUAAGAAUUUUUAAACUGAUAAUUCUUUAGUCAAAUUUGGAAAUAAUGAUUUUUAAAUUGGUUGUGUCAUUUAAUAGAAACUCUAAUCAGCUGUCAUUUUAGAUAUUAAUAAUGAAAUUUAAGAAAUCAGAAAUGAAAAACUUGAAAUUCUAACAAUCAAUGGUGUGGAAAUGAAUGAAUAAGGAGAAACAUUUAGAAAUUUAGAUAAUGUAACUAUUAUAUAAGGAAAGUAUGCAGGUAAAUUUGGAUUAGUAAAACAUUGUGUUAAUGGUAAAUUAUAUUUAUUUAAUCAUAUCUUUCCUUAUUAAAUUAUUCUUGAGAGUAUUAAUAANGGGUAAGAUUUAAAAAUCAUAAAAAUUAUGGAAAAGAUUUAGGAAAAGUAUUGAAAAUAAAUUUGAUAUAAAACUAUGCAAUAAUAAAAGUAAUAAAAAGAAACAAAUAAGGAUAAAAAGAACCAAUUACAUGGUAAAGAACUAGAUAAUAAACAAGUGAGAUAGUAAUUAAUAAUGAAUCUGAAUUUAUUUAUUCUGAUAUAGAGAAGGAAUAUAAAUGUGCAAAGAUUGAUGGAUUUAAAUUAUUAAGAUGUUCAUUAAAAAACAUUGAACAUAAUAUUACAAUAACUGAUGAAGAGUUACAAAUGUUUUUUCCUGAUGUUGUGGAUAGAAAGAUUCUUGUUUAAUAAGCAAAAAGAGAAAUACUUAGAAGAGUAGAUGUUUAAUUUAAAGAAGGAUAAAAAGUUAGAUUGAUAGGAGAAGAUGAUCUUAAUUAAGGUCCUAAAUUUAAAAUAGUUAAAAUUUUUGAUGAUCAAAUGAUAGAAUUAAUGUGUAAAAAAGAUAAUCGAGAAUACACAUAUUUAGUUCAUGCUUCUGAAAUUAGAUUAGCAUUUAAAUUAUAUUAGGAAGUUAAAGUUAUUGAUGGGCCCCAUAAAGGAGAUGUAGGAGUUAUUAUUUGUAUUAAAUAAGGUUAUGUUGAACUUUCAACUUAACAUGGUACAUUUAAAGUACCACAUAGUGUUCUUUAAUUUGGACAUAAGAAUUUUUAAACUGAUAAUUCUUUAGUCAAAUUUGGAAAUAAUGAUUUUUAAAUUGGUUGUGUCAUUUAAUAGAAACUCUAAUCAGCUGUCAUUUUAGAUAUUAAUAAUGAAAUUUAAGAAAUCAGAAAUGAAAAACUUGAAAUUCUAACAAUCAAUGGUGUGGAAAUGAAUGAAUAAGGAGAAACAUUUAGAAAUUUAGAUAAUGUAACUAUUAUAUAAGGAAAGUAUGCAGGUAAAUUUGGAUUAGUAAAACAUUGUGUUAAUGGUAAAUUAUAUUUAUUUAAUCAUAUCUUUCCUUAUUAAAUUAUUCUUGAGAGUAUUAAUAAUUGCAAAUUAGUUUUUAGAAAAUAAGUUAAGCCUAAAUAAAAUGAUUAAAUGUGUUUAAGUGGAUAAAUUUGUUAACUCAAAAGUGGUAAAUGGUAAGGAUAUCGUGGAUAAAUUAUUUAAAUUAAAAAUGGAUAAUUAAUAAUUCAAUUAAAUGUAAAUAAUUUAUAAAUCAAAGCUACAGAAAAAGAUAUUCUUUUAUUAUGA
Molecule: messenger RNA, 2834 nt
Organism: Paramecium sonneborni
Lineage: Eukaryota; Ciliophora; Oligohymenophorea; Peniculida; Parameciidae
Source: the annotation of a GenBank genome assembly